AUGUCAGGACAAGGCAUUUCGGGACCAGGCAUGUCCGGUUACUCGUACGGGAGUCAGCCGUACCAGGUUCCGUUCACGCACAUGAGACCGGCAUUUGCGGCGCCCGAUGCGUACCACCAGUUUCAGGACCCGGGGGUGUACCAGGGAGGAGGGUACGCGGCGGGCCAGUACGGAAGGCAAGGGGAGGAGGAGUACCUGGUCGCGAAAUUCUCCAAUGCGCCCGGGAUGGCUCCCACUGUGCUCUCUGGCCAGACAACGGGGGAGCCGUGGCCGAGGUUCAACAACGGAGAGGACCUGCUCACAGCACGAGGUCGCAAGAUGGCGAGAGGAAAAGGUGCCGCGUGGGAGCAUGGGGAAGCGGGCAUGGGGCUCAACUCGCCAGCAGGACCCAUGGGACAGCCACAGCAGCAGUCAGCAUGCCGCUACGACAACUCCCUUGGGCUUCUAACGAAGAAGUUUAUUGACCUAAUAAAGGGGUCAGAUGACGGCACAUUAGACCUGAACACUGCAGCAUCAACCCUCCAGGUCCAGAAGCGGCGAAUAUACGACAUCACGAAUGUUUUGGAAGGCAUUGGGUUGAUUGAGAAGAAAGGGAAGAACAACAUUCAGUGGAAAGGCUUGGAGUGUGAUUCGACCAUCAAAGAAGACUCACAAAUUCUACAGGCGGAGUUGAAUCGGCUAAGGGAGGAGGAGUUGAGUCUAGACAAUGGCAUCAAGGACAUGAGGGAACGGUUACGGUUGUUGAAUGAGGACGACAAGAGAAAACAAUGGAUGUUUGUGACAGAAGAGGAUAUCAAGAACCUGCCUUGCUUUCAGAACGAAACCCUAAUUGCCAUCAGAGCCCCACACGGCACCAUGCUCGAAGUACCAGACCCCGAAGAGGGCUUUGCACAGCGCAAGUACCAGAUACUGCUGAAGAGCACCAGUGGGCCUAUUGACGUCUACCUGGUCAGCCGGUUUGAGGAGAAGUACGAAGGAGCAGCGCCAUCCCAGGCAGGCCAGCCGGAUCAGCAGCAGCAGCAGCAGGGGCAGCCGCAGCAGGGGCAGCAAUCCCUGUACUCUCAGACACCCAACCAAUCAUUCGCCUCUCCUGCUGUUCUGGAUACUCCAGGAGGAGUAGUUGGAGGAGGAGGAGCAGGAGGAGGAGGAGCAGGAGGAGCAGGGGCAGGGGCGGGGGCGGGGGCAGGGAAUACCCCUGGGGGAGGGGCGGCGGGGGCAGGGGGAGAAGGGGGGCCAGCAGGGGCGGGGGCGGGGCGAGCGGGGGAAGCACAGUCAGGCAUCGUGCGGCUCACCCCUGCCGAGUCACAUGACUACUGGUUGCUGCCGGAUCAGCAGCUGGGUCUCACAGACAUGUGGCGACCUGAUGGCCCAUGGGAGGAUCCCACUCGCCUGAAUUCAUCUGAUGCAGGCAUGCCUGGGGGAGGUGGGACUCCACACGCGUUUGAAACGCCACCACACACCAGCACCCUUCCCAGCAUCCACUGA
This is a messenger RNA of Closterium sp. Naga37s-1, 1485 nucleotides long. NCBI's taxonomy places the organism in Eukaryota, Viridiplantae, Streptophyta, Zygnematophyceae, Desmidiales, Closteriaceae. The record is from the annotation of a GenBank genome assembly.